AUGGCGCCGCGGGGCCACCACUUGGCGGAGGUGGCCCUCCUCGCCUCCGCCUCGGCGGACCUCGCAGCCGCAGGCGCCGGCGAGAGGGAGGGGUGGCUAGACGACCCCGCCGUCCUCCCCUCGCUCGGGCCCCGCGCGCGCGCCCUCGCCGUGGCCAGCGCGGCGCGGUCCGUGCUCGUCAUCGUCCCGUUAGCGGGAGGUGGAGGCGGCGGGGUCACGGUGAAGCCUGCGCUGGGGCCCGACGAGGGCCGAAUCUCCGCCGUUGAGUGGGUCCCGCUCGCCGGGGAGGACGACGCAGAGGGGGACGAGGGGGUGGCCGUGGCCGUCGGCACGGACGCCGGUUGGCUACUGUUCUACUCGCUCGCCGGCGAUCUACUGCACAAGCAGAGUAUAUAUCCUGCAAAGAUACUGAAACUCAACUUUCGUGAGAGGAAGGAGAACGCUUGGGAAGAUUCAGGCUCAGAUGAACUUUCUGCAGUGUUUCCUGGUGUUAUUGCACGCUUUGAUGGUGCUGACCUUCAGAGCAUUCUUAAAAAAACAUUUCAAGAUGUGAAAUCACGCCUGUGGAAAGAUAAGUUUGAAGAGCAAGAUGCUGAGGAUGAGGAAACCUUUGGACGGAUACCCUUCCAGAUUUGGAAUGUAAGCAAGUUCAGUUCAUGUGCUGAAGCUGCAAUUGUUGGUCUGAUGCCACCUCCCUUGUUAGAAUUUCAGUCAAGUCAGCGCCACUACUGUGCCAUCACAGUUGGAGAGGAUGCUGUAGUUUCAGCAUAUAGGCUAUCAGAAGAUAGAAGCAGGUCAAUUGUUGGAGCAAUUUUGUCAAGAGGUGUAGCUGCAACAUUUUCGACAAUAUCAUCUUUGUCCAAAAUACUAUGGCGGAGUGAGCCAUCACCACCUAAAAAGUCACGGCCAAAGCCUCAAUCCUUUGCAAAAACAUCACCCCUCACCUGCUUGAAAGAUUCCCCAAGAAAGGGAGAACGGCUUACACUCUCUCCGAGUGGUACGCUGGCUGCUAUAACUGAUUCACUUGGGCGGAUACUACUGCUGGACACCCAUGCCCUUGUGGCUGUACGGUUAUGGAAGGGCUAUCGUGAUGCUUCAUGUCUAUUUGUGGAAAUGCUUCUGAACAAAGACAAGGCUUCGUCAAGGUCGAUGCACAUAGAAUAUACCAAGAGUGACUAUUGUUUGUGUUUAGCAAUCCAUGCCCCGCGGAAAGGCAUAAUAGAGGUUUGGAAGAUGCGGACUGGGUCACGCGUCCUAACCAUCCCAUGCCCCAAAGGAAGCAGAAUUUUACAACCCUCAGCAAGGCUCUCAACAUUGUCGUUGUCAUCUUCGUAUUCCCCACUGGAGGUUUACUUGUUCAAUGGAGACUCUGGGCAAUUGUCAGUUUUGAAUAGGCACGUUGGAUGA
Molecule: messenger RNA, 1407 nt
Organism: Miscanthus lutarioriparius
Lineage: Eukaryota; Viridiplantae; Streptophyta; Magnoliopsida; Poales; Poaceae
Source: the annotation of a GenBank genome assembly